This is a messenger RNA of Eimeria acervulina, 2352 nucleotides long. RefSeq lists its product as hypothetical. The transcript has 5 exons. Bases 1 to 2352 code for a protein of 783 amino acids. Lineage: Eukaryota; Apicomplexa; Conoidasida; Eucoccidiorida; Eimeriidae. The record is from RefSeq and is a predicted model, not a curated record.
AUGGCGGCUGUAAAAAGCCUUCGGAAGCUCCUUAUUUUGGAGUUUCUCCUGUGGAGGGCCUUUGCCUCCUCUAUCUCUUUCUCGGUUGCACCCCAAGGGCCCGCCUUCUCUCGCCAGAGACCGGCCCUCCGUUUUGAAGCUUUCAUCAAAGGCAUCAGGGAUCCUCCUUGCCGCCUUUCCCUGGGAAGGGGAGAGGUCUUCCUACCCCGUGCACUGUGGAGGGUUGGGUUGCGACGCUGUGGAGAGGCCAGGCACCCCAGGACAGUCGUAAAGAAGCUCUGCGAGCGUGUGGCCGUCUGGUGUGUCCUGCAAGCAGCACCACAUGCAACAAGUGCUGCGGGGGAAGAGUGCGUAGAAGAGUUUCAAUGGGGGAGAUGGGGAGGGGAUCCUUGCCCUGAUCUUCCCGCCAGCUGUAUGCACAGUGGGCAGUGGACUCGCGAUGAUACAAGUGCUGCUUUCAGUAGCGUUUCUACUUCCAGAUAUUUUCCCAGGGGCUCCUGGCGCCCCUGGGAAUAUAGGGUUCCGGGGACCAGACCGGGCAGGUGUCUGCUCCCCACUCAAGAGCACAGAGGCUUCGGCGGAUCUUUAGCUCCCUUUCUGCGACCCAUCUCCCCUUCGCGGCGCCUUUACAAUGCACAGGACGGCUAUCUUCCGCCUGCAGAGGCCCAGCAGGUCCCGCGUGACAUGGCGGCAUUUCAAGAGGCGAUGAGCCAACUCGACAGCAAAUUUCUGCAAUUCGCGAAGGAGACAAACGAGGAAAUACUGCAGAGCCUCAGCAUGUUGUGGAGGCAGCGGCACCUGGAGCAACGCCAGGAGGAGGCACAACAGCAGUGUCUAGACACACGACCAAGUUCACCCCUCUUCAACGCGGGGGAUGCCGGUCCUCUCGUGCGAAAACGCGGGAGUGCGUUCAGGGCGCGAGCCUACAAGACAGCGUAUGAAAUCCUGGGCAGCUCGCGUAUCCCGAUUCACAAUAUCGCUGAAGUGCUGCUGCUGCUACGCGAAGGGGGCCUUGUACUGCGAGGGGAAGAAAGAAACAUAGUGCAGAGGGGAGCCUUCCGCUCAGCCGUCCUCCAGAAGAUACUCGUGGUGUUGUCUCACGGCGUGGCCGAGCUUAUUAGGAAGUCGCGGAAUGCCAUGCGCGAAGGUGCCCUUCAGGACCUCUGCAGACUGCCUGGGAUAUCUCGGCGCACGGCAGCUGUUCUUUUUGACGAUUACUUAAUUGACAACUCACAGGCACUCCGGGACCACCUCGCGGCUCUCGUGCCUGGAGCAUCCAUUAACACCGCAGCAGCCCGCGCUGGAGCUCCGUCUGAGCAGUGGUCGGAACAUACAGAGCCACUGCAGCAUCAAGACAAGGUGGCGGGGCUGUUGAAGCUAUUCCCCACUGCCCUCAGCAGGGCGUGCAUUAUGCACGCGGACAGUUUUGGGGCUGCCAUGGACGCCGCGGAGUUUGACGAGUGGCAGCAGCAGCUCUUGCUGGUGCAACAAAGCCUGAGGGAGGCGCCCGCGCUGUCUCCGCCGCUGGCGCUGGACUUGCCUGAGAUGAAUAAUGGAUUCAGCCGGCCGACGAGUAGGCUUGAAGGGUUGCGCGCCUUGCCGGUGCUGUCGCUUGGAGGCGGUAUAUUUCAUGGACGCAACAGAAAGCUCGCAUCCCUGUCUCUGCAGGUUUCGCUGCUGCCCAGUUGGACAGAAGAAGAAGGUCUACUUCCCCCAACUCUCGAGCGGGCCGUCUGCACCGGAGGGGAAGGCGCCGGGCCCCACGAGCUACGCUGGGUGCAACAGCAGUGGGAACGCGUCUCCCAGGCCUUUUGUCGGCUGCGCAUGGAGCUCCACCGCAGCGUCGUACAGGCGCUGCAGCAGCGCCACCUCGUCAGCGAAGUCUUUUGUGAGAACUCCAGAACGAAGACGACGCAUGCAGCGGGCAGACUGCCGUGGCACCAGGAGAGCUACAGACUGAUAAGCAUCCAAACGGUUUCGCCCCGCGCGUUUCCGUUCGCUACCUUGGCCGCUCGCUGCUGCGCAUCUGCCUAUCGACGGUUGCAACAGAAGUCGCAGCAGCAGUGGGGCUGCACUCUCACGCCUACCGGCUUUGUGCUGCCUGCCGCGAAAACGCAUCCCCCCACCUCCUCACGUCCAGACGGGGCAGGCUCUUUUUCGUCGUCUGGAAAAUCGAGCGGAGGCGCCCCCGAUCAACAUCAGAGUAAUGAGCACAAUAACGCUGCCCCUGCUGUGACUCCUGUCUCUGUGGAACAGACAUGGUGGGUCCUUGAUGAACAGGGCGUCCUGCGGCUCCUGCAGGAACCCCUCUCAAUGCAAGAACGCGUAGGCGAUCUCGGUUCCAGCACAUAA